GCCGCUGCCGCUGCUGCUCGGGCUGCUGCUGGCGGCCGCGGGGCCCGGCGCGGCGCGGGCCAAGGAGACGGCGUUUGUGGAGGUGGUGCUGUUCGAGUCGAGCCCGAGCGGCGACUACACCACCUACACCACCGGCCUCACGGGCCGCUUCUCGCGGGCGGGGGCCACGCUCAGCGCGGAGGGCGAGAUCGUGCAGAUGCACCCACUGGGCCUGUGUAAUAACAACGAUGAAGAGGACUUGUAUGAAUACGGCUGGGUAGGCGUGGUGAAGCUGGAACAGCCAGAAUUGGACCCGAAACCAUGCCUCACUGUCCUGGGCAAGGCCAAGCGGGCAGUGCAGCGAGGAGCCACUGCGGUCAUCUUUGACGUGUCAGAAAACCCAGAAGCUAUCGAUCAGCUAAACCAGGGCUCAGAAGACCCACUCAAGAGGCCAGUGGUGUACGUGAAGGGUGCAGAUGCCAUCAAGUUGAUGAACAUUGUCAACAAGCAGAAAGUAGCUCGAGCAAGGAUUCAGCACCGCCCCCCUCGACAACCCACAGAGUACUUCGACAUGGGGAUUUUCCUGGCGUUCUUCGUCGUGGUCUCCUUGGUCUGCCUCAUCCUUCUCGUCAAAAUCAAGCUGAAACAGCGGCGCAGUCAGAAUUCCAUGAACAGGCUGGCUGUGCAGGCUCUGGAGAAGAUGGAAACCAGGAAGUUCAACUCCAAGAGCAAGGGGCGCCGGGAGGGGAGCUGUGGGGCGCUGGACACGCUCAGCAGCAGCUCAACAUCCGACUGCGCCAUCUGCCUGGAGAAGUAUAUCGACGGGGAGGAGCUGCGGGUUAUCCCCUGUACUCACCGCUUUCACAGGAAGUGCGUGGACCCGUGGCUGCUGCAGCACCACACCUGCCCCCACUGUCGGCACAACAUCAUAGAGCAAAAGGGCAACCCGACUGCCGUGUGCGUGGAAACCAGCAGCCUCGCACGUGGCCGGCAGCAGAGGGUGAUCCUGCCGGUGCACUACCCCGGCCGCGUGCACAGGACCAACGGCAUCCCGGCCUACCCCACCCGCACGAGCAUGGACUCCCACGGGAACCCCGUCACGCUGCUGACCGUGGACCGGCACGGGGAGCAGAGCCUCUACUCCCCACAGACCCCCACCUACAUCCGUGGCUACCCGCCCCUCCACCUGGACCCCAGCCUGGCCCCUCACCGCUGUGGCCUGGAGCACCGGGCCUACUCCCCAGCCCACCCCUUCCGCAGGCCCAAGUUCGGCGGCCGCGGCUUCUCCAAGGCAGCUUGCUUCUCCCAGUAUGAGACCAUGUACCAGCACUACUACUUCCGGGGCCUCAGCUACCCGGAGCAGGAGGGCCAGGCACCGGCUGGCCUUGCACCCCGGGGCCCAGCCCGUGCCUUUGCGGCAAGCAGCGGCAGCAGCCUGCUCUUCCCCACAGUGGUGCACAUGGCCCCGCCGUCGCACCUGGAGAGCGGCAGCACGUCCAGCUUCAGCUGCUACCACGGCCACCGCUCGGUGUGCAGUGGCUACCUGGCCGACGGCCCGGGCAGCGACAGCAGCAGCAGCAGCAGCAGCAGCAGCAGCAGCUCCGGCCAGUGCCACUGCUCCUCCAGCGACUCGGUGGUGGACUGCACCGAGGUCAGCAACCAGGGUGUGUACGGGAGCUGCUCCACCUUCCGCAGCUCCCUCAGCAGCGACUACGACCCCUUCAUCUACCGCAGCCGGAGCCCCUGCCGCGCCAGCGAGGUGGGGGCCGUGGGCGGCUCGGCCCGGGGGCCGGUGCUGGGCCUCGAGGGCUCCCCGCCGCCCGAGGACCUCUCGGCGGCCCACAGUCAAGGUGCUGGGCGAGGAGAGCCUUGGCACGGCCCCUCCUCACCCUCUGGGGACCAGCUGUCCACCUGCAGCCUGGAGAUGAACUACAGCAGCAACUCCUCCCUGGAGCCCAGGGGGCCCGCUAGCUCUACCUCAGAAGUGGGGCUCGAGGCUUCUCCUGGGGCGGCCCCAGACCUCAGGAGGACCUGGAAGGGGACCCGCGAGGGGCUGUCGUGUGCCUGCUGCUGUGAGCCCCAGCCCUCCGCCCUGGAGCCCAGUGGCGGAGUGGCCGGGGGCAGCACAUUGUUCCUGGGCCCCACGCUCUGUGAGGCCUGUGGCCCCACGGGCAGGGAGGCGCAGCCGGGAAGCUCCCAGGGCCUGUAUGGCCUUCACCCGGACCAUUUGCCCAGGACAGAUGGGGUGAAAUACGAGGGCCUUCCCUGCUGCUUCUAUGAAGAGAAGCAGGUGGCCCAUGGCAGCAGCGGGGGCCGCGGCUGCUGCGUGGAGGACUGCUCGGUCAGUGUGCAGUACACGCUCGCCCAGGAUCCCCCGCCUGGCUGCCCCCCAGGAGCCUGGGACUUGAGCCAGCGCAUCCCCAUCAUUCCGGAGGAUGUGGACUGUAACUUAGGCCUGCCCUCAGACUGCCAAGGGACCCAUGGCCUCGGCCCUUGGGGUGGGACACUGGGCCCGGAUGUCCUGCGACCCCACUGCAGCCUAGGAGCCACCCAGGAAGAAGAGCAGAUUCUGUGCCACCAGGCCAGGGCUCCACUCUCGCCCGGCUGCCCUCCAGAGGAUGCAGAGGCCCCCGGGGCCAGCUUCCCUGGUGCCCCACAGGACACUCAGGAGUCCAGUGCCACCACCCCUGAGGCUGCAGGACAGAGAUCUCGCCCAGCAGACAGUGGCACAGGAUCCUGAGCUCAGAAGGAACUCUUACAUGGAAAUGGGGACUAUAUGGAGACUCCAAGCUCUGACUUCCUUCAGAAAAAAA
This is a messenger RNA of Lontra canadensis (Northern American river otter), 2792 nucleotides long. RefSeq names its product zinc and ring finger 3 (gene ZNRF3). Bases 197 to 2719 code for a protein of 840 amino acids. The transcript has 9 exons. NCBI's taxonomy places the organism in Eukaryota, Metazoa, Chordata, Mammalia, Carnivora, Mustelidae. The record is from RefSeq and is a predicted model, not a curated record. Gene Ontology annotation, biological process: Wnt receptor catabolic process; negative regulation of canonical Wnt signaling pathway; ubiquitin-dependent protein catabolic process. Gene Ontology annotation, molecular function: ubiquitin protein ligase activity; frizzled binding.